CGACUCUACUACUCUGUACGAAAAUCAAUUUCUAUGAUCCAUCCAGCGAUAACUCUCCUACUUUCUCACUCCCUCUCUCUCUGCCCACUUCUCACUACUUGACUUGUGUCAGGCCUAUCCGUAGCUCAUUUGCAUACAUAUGAGUUAAAAGCAAGAGUGAGGCCACAACUGAUAUUGUUUCUGUCAUUAGUGAUCGGUACACGGAUCAUGCGCAGAGCUGUCUGCAUUCCCUGCCAGUGAAGGCAAGAGCGGGAGAGGAAGAGAGAGAUAGGGGGAGAGAAAUAUUGUGAAACGCUUCUAUCUUUGCACCAACUGUUCAGUUGAGUGUGCAUGGAUGUAUGGCAUAUGCCUCGAUCUAUCCCAAACAUGUUUGCGUUGGCAUGUUCGUGUUGAUACGUCAGGAUCAAUUCUUAAAUCGGGUGCCUGUGGGUCUCUCAUGUCAUGCACAUACGUGAUCAGAGUGGAUUCUUAGAGCUGCUUAGUUUUGCUGGUGUUGUAUUCCUUGUGUCAUGGCGUCGAGGAGUAGAUACGGACUGAUCUCUGCCUACAGUCGAUGCUAAUCUGGCAGAGAAAUGGCUUUCUCAUUCCUCAUGUUCGCCUAUGACCCUUUCCUACUUAGCCCAAAAGACUCUACUCAGGUAGAGUCCAGACUGCCCAUAUUGCAGCCAAGGAGGUCUCUCCUACCUGGACCCAAGACACACUACCCACUCCGUAACACCGACAUCAAACCACCGCACCUCGUACCAUCCACUCCUAACGUACCAUUCCGCCAUCUGGCAGUUGGACAGCGUGUUGAGACCACAGACGGACGGGUAGGUCUCCUGCACUUCAAGGGCAAGACACACUUUGCCCAGGGAUGCAUGUGUGGCAUCGAGCUUGACGAUCCCAUCGGCAAACACAACGGUUCCGUUGACGGGAUUCAUUACUUUGAAUGUCCUCAAAGAUACGGGGUGUUUGUUCCAGCACACAAGGUCCACAAUCUACCUCCCCCUUCGCCUUCAAGCCCAACAUCAACUCUUUCACACAAUUCCAGUACUAGUAUAUGCAGUAGAGAUAGCAAAGACUCUAAACCAAGCAGUAGAAUACCCACGUUAGGUUUAGCUGGUGGAAAACUCCCAAGACCAAAGACAUUACCUGUGUGCAAAGACUCCAUUUCCAAGCUGAAGUCGAAUAAGAAAAGCGGUAAGAACAUUGAUUGCGGAAGGAGCGAUACUUCUUCAGAGAAGUCCUCAACAUCCAGCAAGCUGUUUCAAUCCAAGAAAAUUAGUCCUGUACAUACCAGUAUUACCCAUUCUGGGUGGACAGGUGAAAAUAGAACUAAAGGCAAGAGGACUACAGAUACUCAGGUUAACAAACUAAAACCAAAUCAUAAUACUACUUUCACUGUGAGUGACAAUAAACGACAGUAUGCGAGGGUGACAUCACCGAAGGACAAAGCUUGUAGGAGUAGUAGUACCGAAACUAGUAGCAAGACUCUUCUUCAACGGAAACUUGCGCGCAAUAAAAAUGUGAAUAGUAAACUCAACUCCCGCCCAAGUCUGAAUGACUUAACAAGGACGUUUGAAGAAGGAGAAACAGAUGAAAAUAGACAAGACAAGCCAGACCUUGUUGAAGGUUGUUACUCUAAAUUGAACGAGACCUUUGAGUUGGACAAGGAGGUUUCAUCAUUUUUCCAGGAAUCUUGUUCAGGAAGCCUUGGCUGGGACGACUCGCAUUCGCUCAGUCCGCUUGAAGAUAGUUCCUCUGGUCGCGAAAAAUCAGAUUCUAGUUUAGCGUGGGAUUUUGAAGUUCCUCAAUCAUCAACUCCAGUGCAAAUCCAUCUCCAAGUAGGUUCAGAUAUCAGAACUUCUAUACCAGAAGAACCUAGGAUUUAUCCUCUAGGUAUCGGAGCUACUGCUCCUGCAUUCACCGUGGAUAGUCUGUCUAGCGAUACUGAAGAUGAGGAAGUGGAGUACAAUGAAUUUUUGGCAAUUCCAACAUACUUAGAUACGCCAACGGGUCGAUACAAAUUUGAUCUUUUAACACCUGAAGAACUUGAACAAGCUUUGAACGAAUAUAAUCUCUUGCCUGAGGAAUUACAGGAUGCAAUAGACUUUGAGCCUCAAUUCUCUGAUGUGAAGCCAAGGAUUUGGGAACCUAUUACAACUGUUGAAGACGAGUUUUUAAGGGAGUCGAGUAACGCCCUUUUCUCAGUUCCCUUGACUGCUGCUAUGGAUCCAGAGCUCAAGGAGAAAUAUGAGGGCAUUGGAACACCACCAGUGGAUAGCGGGGCCACCACACCACUAGGAAUAGCUUCAAAUGGAAUGGAAGUAGAUUGCUAUCCGCAAGGGGUAUUUACUACAGAUGUAAAUGGUAAACCAAGAGAGUACCCCUCUGUCUUACCAACACCAACAUCUGAUGGACAUACUGUGUGCAUGGAGAAGUAUGGGGAGCUUGUGUUAUCACAGAGUACUCUAAGUGAUGCCAAUGAUACAACUCUUGUGGACAACCCUUCUAGUAUGGACGAUGGUGUAGACCUCUCUGAGGACUUUGAAAUGGAGGUAGAUCCUCACAAUACCACGUAUGAUGUGGAUGUGGACCUUCUGGAGCAGGAGGAUGUGGAAACACCCACGUCCUCUUCUUUUGUCGUUCAAAAGUGUGCUGAGAAACGCCAAGAAGGGGAUGGUCAAGAGGUCAAGAUUGGCAUGGUCUUUGAGAGCAACAACAACAGUCAGGUGCCACUGUCCCCUCUGGAUCUCCUGGAAGGAACUCAUCAUUUAAAGACCUGUGAUGUACAGGCAGCCAUUCCAGAGACUGAUAAAUUUGGUGCCGUUGUUGUUUCAUCUGGAACCGAUGUGGAGGUAUCCCAGCAUAAGGGAACAACGAGCGGAAGAAUAGUGAUAUCAAUGCCUCAAAAGACUUGCUUUCCUGCCACUGCGAGUGAAGUGCAACACAGCAAGUUAGAGCGUAUUAUGAUGGAUACUGAGGAGGACCUCAAGUUCAGAAUGGAUGAGAUGGCAGUAGAAGCCAACAUGGCUGACCUGGAGGAGAAUAAGAGCGUGGAAUCAGAGUGCAGCAGAACAGAGAGCGACAGAGCUACAGAUAGAAGGGAUACGAAGACACAUAGUGGCCAACCUAAUGGAGAGUUACAAGCUGUCAUGGAGGUUGGUAUGUGUCUCAUGUCCCAUACUGAAUCUGCUCUCACAAAUGAUGUCAGGAGUGGGAUGAAGAGUCCCAGUCAGCACUCUAAAGAAGAGGAGAAGAAAGAUGAUGAAAAACCAAAUGGUGUUGCCAAGAGAAAAUCUUUGCUGCUUACUCCGAAGAAGGUCUCCAAGAAUAUCACUUCGCACUCCAGCCAUUUCCAAGUCACGUUAAGUAGACCAAAGACCGGAGCACCAACGACGUCCAACACGGCCAAACCUCCACCUGCUCAGACCCAAGGUGAGAAGGACAACAAGAAGAGCUAUACGCCAUCAUCCUGGAGGAACGAGAGUAAUGGAUCUACUAAGACUGGUGUCAUUCCUAGGAGGAGAUCUGCAGAGAACCGACAGGCAGGUCGGUUGAACGACAAGAACCACCCAGGGCGAUACUCAGCUGAUGCUGCUCACCUGGUCCAAAAGCUACAGCCCAUCUUGGACAUCAAGGAGAGCAGGAGAGCAGAGAGCACCUCAUCAAUGGAGGUGGAUCCUGGAAGCAUCACUUCAUCUAAUCGGAGUAUGAGGUCAGAGGUCACUGCUAGCAGUACAACGUCAAAGUUGAGCUCAAAGAAUGCUCAGAAUGGCAAACCUAACAAGAAGACAGCAUUGUCCUCGAGGAACUCCUCUGAAACCAAGAGACAUGAGCGUAAGCCUAGCUCCUCCAGCAUGGCGUCGGACCACUCACAGAGAACUGAGUCCAGGAACUCCAUCUCCUCUAGACCAAGCUCCAAUAGUUCCAGAGAAGCGAGAAAUGCUCGACGCAAUCGCGCAACAGUCGGUUCCAACUCGUCCGGUAGAAAUGUGACCGCCACCACCACCACCACCAAGCCUGCUACGUCAAGUACCUCUUCACGCAGUCGACAGAGUGGCACCACAACCAGUGAAAGAACUACCAAGUCUGCAUCAAAGACUAGUCAAGAUACUACUCAUGUAGAUGCAGCCCCCACAAGAAAGAUUGCUGUUCCAUCCAAGAAGUCUUCUGAUCAUCAAGGCAAGAAGGCAUCCACUUCUCAAAAAGAUCCCCAUCAAGACAAACAUGGCUACAAGCCCAAGACGACAGCCCACACCCUGCAUGCAUCGCCUCCAGAUCUGGUCUACACCUCCCUAGUCAACGGUGAAGCAUCGCAGGAGAUCAAACGCCUUGAAUCGCUAUGUGAGACAAGGUUUCUUCAACUCUCCAAAGCCAAAGAACAACUCCAAGAAGCUACUAAAGGUUUCGAUGCCAUGGCGACCAUUGUCAGCUACCUUUCACAUGAGGUUGAUGGCUUCUCUGCACCUAAUCUCAAAGCUACCAAUGAAAAGUUGCAGAACCAGGUCACAAUGUCGACAAUUAAAACGGCUCAACAAGAAGCAGAGAUCUGUCAUCUCCAGGAGGAGCUCAACAUGGAGACACACACCCAUGAGGAGGAGACAAGGAGAACAGAGCUCCUUCACAUAGAGGAGAUCGAAAACCUCAAUGAAACACUCCGAGCCAAACAUAGCAGAGACAUCCAAUCAAUGGCUACUGAACACACACAAGAAAUCAGGAAACUAGCUGAUGGACAUCAACAAGAGAUGUGUGACAUGACAGCGAGUCAUCAAAGCCUAGUGCAUGACAUUGAGGACCAACACGCAGAGCAUGUGACUCAGAUCAAUCAGGAUCACAUGGAUCAUAUGGAGGAGGUGAUCAGAGGGAAAGACCAGGAGAUAGAGGCUCUCAAGAGGGAUGCAGAGGAGAGAAUCAGAGAACUUCAGGAUGAGGUAUUCAAGUGGAAAUACCAGUGUGACUGUCAGACGACGAGAACACAGGAGCUGGAGGAAGCCUUGAGGAAGGAUGAUAACGCCAAAGUUCAGGCGGCCAUCUCUCAGUACAAGCACCUACCAGAUGAGGUAGCCAGUAUGAAAGCUGUCAUGGAGAUCAAGAAUCAAGAGAUACAUGAACUCAGGAUAGCUAAGAUGGCUCUACAAAAAGAGCAUGAUCUGAUAGAGAGAAAAGAUGAGAAGAUUAAAAACUUGACCGCCAAGGUGGAAGACGUCCAGGCACUCAUGCAAAGAAAGACAGAAUAUGAGAGGCAUCUUUCAACAGAGCAUGUAACCCUGCGAGCUUCAUACGAGCGUGAGAGUAGCGUUAAUAAGAGACUAUCCAUGGAGAACGAGGAGUUGAUGUGGAAAUUAAACCAAGGUGAUAACUUUUCACCCCCUCCCCAGUUCAAAGCAACCUCUACCCCUUCCCCGUCCCCGUCACCUACUGGCGCACGGAAAGGCUUCUCGCGAUCAAGCUCCAUGGAGAGCCAUGAAAGCGGCGUAUUCUCACCCAACCAUCCGCAUUAAUCACGACGAUGAAGUACAAGGAUGGGCUCGCAUGGGUCUAACAGCGCGGUGUAACCAUGGACCAUCGGCAGCAAUUUUUCAAUGAAGUACAUUGGUCUAUACCGAUAUGGCAUAAAUGAAGAUGUCUUGAUUGUAUACCCAAAUCAUCAUCAUUUGGAUGACUGAGGGCUCCCCAAUUCAGACCACUCAACACUUUCCCUCCAUCUUGCAAUAUUCUGAAGAAUCAGAGGAUAGUAUUGUAGAUAGGAUUAUGUCCAAGAUUCUACAAUGCUUAUUGUUAAAGUUAUUUGUUGCAAUAUUUCAGGAGAGGAUAAAAAUAAGUGAAAUAAGAAUGCUACAAAGUGGCACAUUAUAAACAAAUAUUGAUUUGUAAAAAAAAAACAUGCAUCCAAGCUGUGCAAAUAUCAUUUGAAACAGGGAUUGAUGCAUGUAUGGAAGGUUAUACAGUAAGCAAAGAAUUUCAAGCAAAGAAGAUCAUGCCAAUUUUAUCAUAUGUCGAUCAUUACAACAUCAAACAGUAGGUUAUAAUCUAAAUUCAAACUCAUUGUAAUUAAUAGUAUAGAGUGUUGUACCGGUAUCUAUGGCAGUAGUAACUGAUCUGUUUAUUGGCAAACAUUUCAUUUCAUAAACAGUAAUGAAAAUACUGGGUCAGAAUUUCUGUAAAAAUACUUAAUUGUCAGAAGUCUCCUAAAAAAGUAUGUUUCUGAAAAGAUCUAGUGAUACAAGUUGUGUAAUGAAAUAAACUUUUCUUGUCAAAGUUAAGAGCUUUAACAGUAAUAAACUCAAGAGUGCAAAUACCUUUCUGUAUUCUCUCAGUUUCCAUGAUAUGACUGUAAGCCAAUUGGAUGUUGAAUAUGUGAAGCAAAGUCAACUCAAGGGAUAUUGAAAUAAUGAAUAUCAUUUUAAAAAGAUGAAUAAAAGAGAAAGAGAUUACACUGUACUUAAAAACUGAUGUAGUAGCCUUUGUUGUAAUGAUGAAACAUCAUAUAGUAUGCUUCUUUUGGAAUUGGACAUAAUCUUUAAUAGCUGAAGGAUCUUUGCUACUCUCUUCCAUCUCUAGUUCUCACUCAUGCCUCAUUAUUAAUUACACAUGCCAUGGUUUGACAUGAUUUGUUUAGACUCCAGCUUUGGACAUUUUAUCAUGAUAUUAUUCAGCAUGAUAUCACACAUAUAUUUCAUUUAUUUAGUGAAAGAAACCAAAUUUUAUCCCAAUAAGUAUCGCCCUUGCAUGCUAAUUUUAUGUCAUCACAAAGAUUGCUUUGCCAAAUUUUUCUUGUGUUGUUUUGGAGUUUCAAUGAUUAUUUCAAGUAUUUACAAAAGUGGAACAUGUGCUAAACUUUGUUUUAGGAUGGAAAUAGUCUUUUUCUUUCUUCGGUGUGCCAUUUAUAUUUCUCUUGGGUGCCAAAGACAAAGAUAUAUUGCCUUUAUUUGAAAAUCAAAUGCUUUUUUUUUGUUUUGGAAUGUUAGUAAGUGGUUCUAUGAUAUUUCAUUUGUUCAUCUUUAUGAGGUGAAAGAAAUGGUUGCCAUGCCAGUUAUUAAACCUAGAUGUCAUUGAAGAUCUCUGAAUUUCUUAAUGUAUGUUGUGAGGUGUAGAUGUGAGGAAGAGGUCAAUAAUGAACUCAUCACACAUUCAUAAGUGAAGAGUUCUAGCUGUAGUCCAUGGUGUAACAAUUGUGUGUUGGUUUUGAAGGGGUUUAAUUGAUUGUUUUCCAUCAGAGUGUGACCUUUGACCUUUGUAUCCUCUCCCACCCUGUAUCUCUCUCAAAACAAGAUGAAUAUUUCUGAUUGUAAAUAAAAUGUUUAUUUGUGUAAUUAUAAUAUUCUAUUGAUUAUUUUCCUUUAUUUUUAAAUUUUCUAUCAAAUUUAUGCUCUCUGUAAUUACCUCAUGAAAGAUCUGUAUAUCAAGCUUUGUGUAAAUGAUGUGUUAUUUCAUAGUUAAAUUAUUCCUAUCUAGUUUGUAGAUCAUGGACAAUGCACCUUAUCAAAUCUAAGAUCUGGAUGACUACUACUUCUCCUAACAAUCAGAAUUUUUGUUAUAUGUAAUUGUUGUCAUGUCAAGGGUAAGCUAUGUACAAACAUACGCAUCUGAAACCCUUUGAUUUUGCUGUUAAAACUGGAUAAACUGGAUUAAUAGUAUCAUGUUUUAUUUGCUGAAACACCUGAUCAUGGCUGCUCAGCCAGGGGGUAAUGGUAGUAUUCACUGCUUUGUUUCUUAGGGAAACAGCACUGUACAAAUCAACUAAUGAACUGUAUUUUCAUAUAUCAGCUAAAUCAGAGUUAAUUUGUGAUUUUGACUGAUAAUACUGAGAUACCAUAAUUUAAUUUAAAACAAUAUGAAUACUAAUUGUGGAGCACCAUGUUGUGUGUCAACUCUGACAGACAUGAGCGCAAUGACAAAAACCCACUAUUAAUGUUUCAGGAAUUACGAUCAUUGUAUAUGGUUAUGAUAUAUAUAUAUAUAUAUAUAUAUAUAUAUAUAUAUAAAUAAAUGAAGACUAAUGCUCAGGAGUAUCCAAGAUAAUGGGGAAACAAUGAAUAAGAAAAAGAAAUUUUCAUAUAUUUUUAAUGGAGAGUUGUUGCUGCAGAUGUCUAGCUUUAGUAGGGUGCAUUGUUCAUGAACUACAUUUUUGUCUAUCUUAGGGAAAUUAGGGACCAAUCGUGAAGACUGGUUGCUUAUCCCUUCUUACUGCUUUAAUUGGUGCUACUCUAUCAAGUGUUAGAUUGGUGAUGGGAUUUCAUUACAUUGUAUCUGUAAAAUCAUACACAGCACACAGCACCACAAUCUUCUUCAGUUGUACACUUCAAAAUAGUAUUCAGGAUUGAUGAUGAUGUUUUUUUGUUACCUAGGUUAUAUCAUGAUAGUUUCCUUCACAUAGAUACUCUCUUUCUUUGUGUCUUCAUUUCUUCUCAUUCUCACCUUCCCAUCUCAAUUUGUAUUUCUUAUCUUUUUAUAUUAUCAAUAAAUUUUAUUUAAUGUAGAGUUUCAUUGCUUCAUUUUUUAAUAAAUUAUUGAAAAUGUGAAUAAUCUCAUUUUCUCAUUUUACCUUAUAUUUGGUCAGUUCUUGGAUAGUGAGUUAAUUUUAUGAUUUAUUCAUAAAACAUAGGAAGCAGAACUUUGAAAAUGAGUUAUGUGAAAUUACUGGAGCAAAUAAAUGAACAUAUCAGUACAUUUGAUUACCAUUUAUGACUUGUCUGACAAUAUCUGUAGAGGCAUUUUUAUAUGAAUUAAUUAAUCUGUUCAAUUGAACCCCCUAAUGCGAGGGUAUGAAGUAUAGACUGUAGAUAUCAUAAAGAUGUUUGAACUAGAUGUGUAGAAUAUCAGACAAAAUGCAUUCUCUACAUUCCAAACAAAUAUGGUAGUGAUAGUUCAUUUUGAUAGGAAUGUUUUUAUUUGAUACUAAACUAGGAAACGGCUAACAUCGUUUGGACCUUAGACGAAAUAUCAACCGUAUUUAUUUCUUUAAGCAUAUACUCUUUAUUCUGUAUGUCCCAGUCAGUCAUGCCUAGUCAUUCCUUAUCACUACAUUGUAGACAUUUACUGUAUUUGUUAAUUAAAUUUGUUAUGUCAUGUUAUCAGUAUAAUUAGUAACAUAAUUAGUCAACACGAAGCUAUAAUGGUUUUAGUGAUUAAUUAAUAGAAGCCAGGAACGAAAGAGGCAUUUAUGAGUCUCUUUACUUUCCUGGACAUUUUUUAUCUUUGCAAAAGAAAGAAAAUAUUGAUAAUGGACUGUAACUGUCAAUACAGAUUUUCUUGAAUAGUUUUUGAAGUCAAAUAGGUUUGCAAUGAAUUAUAACAAGUUAGGAGUAAUAGAAAGGCAAGGAUAUGAACAAGAAACUAUAUACACUCUUUCUAUUUCCAUUUCCAACUCUAGGAUUAAGUUUUAGUAAGGAAAAUUCCUUUAUAGCAAUGAGUAGACGUGUCUGUAAGCUCCCUGUACAAGGCAACAGUUUGUAUGUUGCAUGAUGCUCGCUCUGUAGGUUGCAUCUGUUUUUGUAUACAGUUUUGAAGUGUUCUGUCAUUGUUUGUUUCUGUAUGCUUUUAUCUUUCUCUCAUUCGUUUCCCUUUAUAGCUCCUUCAUUUCUCUACAAAAUAAUUAUCUCAUUUCAUCAUGCUUUUUGUCAGAUUUCUCAAUUUUUAGCAAAUUGAUUUCUAUCUGUGAGUGUCUUUCAUGUUUAAUAAAGAUAUCUAAUUUGCGUCUUCUAUAAAAGCAUUAAUGACUUCAUGUCACAUUGUGCAAAUUAAUUGUUCAGCAUUUUUUCAUCAUUGCUUCUUAUGUAUUAUUUUACUUUAACACCAUACCAAUUUAUCAUUAAUAACUUUCAUAAUAGACAUUAAAUCUGUUUUGAUAGAGGAGACUGAAGAAAAUGUUUCAAUCUGAAUGUCAUCAAAUAAACAUUUUAUGUGUUUGAGAUUGUACUUGAUGUAGAUGGAAUCAAAUUGCUGCAGUCAUAUUAAAAUAAUAUUAAAGCAAUAUCAGUGAAAUUGAACUACAAAUCAGAAUAUUUGAUCACUGUUUUUCUUCUGAUAGAUGAAAUUACAAAGGUUUUAGUGAAUACAUGGCUUAUCAAUUCAUCUGUGAUCAUGCUGGUGUACAUACAUGUUAUCAAAGCACAGUGACUCUUUUCUUAAUAAUGACACUUAAUGGUGUGUGAAAUAAAUUUUUAAAGCAGCAUUCAUUACAAACAGAUAAAUGAAAGAGAACAUGAUUUGUGUACUUUCAUCUGUUCAUCGCAACUGUCUACUGCAAUCUGGUCGUGUGCUCGUCAAAAUAAAAUGUGUCGCUUUCUCGUGAUGUGAAAACUAGAAAUUACUUGUAGGAAUGUAUAGAAUAAUGUGCACAUUUUGAAUGUUACCAUGGAUAUUGUUGAAAUCCUAUUGCUUUCGAUCUGGUGUAUUUAUAUAUUGUGACUGUACAGUAUGAAUAAUGCCAAUAUUAUAAUAUUUAAAAACAGAUAAAAUAUUUAUUGCAGCUUCUGUGUAAUACAUGCUUGUCUUGUUAAAAAGGGAAAGAAAUAUUUCAAAUGAAGCUUGAAGCUUCCUGAUAUGCGUAUCGGACAGAAUAAUCAUGAACACAUCUUUUUAUGUAGCUGUAAAUUUGUCGUUUACCCUGAAUAUUUGGUUGUUUUUAAGAGAAAAUGGGAAAUGUGUAUUUCAUGUAUAUCUUCAAAAUAUUUGCAUGAUUUAUUUCAGGUGUACAAUAAAAGUUUUUGUUUAUAUCUAAAA
Messenger RNA from Strongylocentrotus purpuratus (purple sea urchin), 10710 nucleotides. Its product is annotated as serine-rich adhesin for platelets. The transcript is spliced from 15 exons. NCBI's taxonomy places the organism in Eukaryota, Metazoa, Echinodermata, Echinoidea, Camarodonta, Strongylocentrotidae. The record is from RefSeq and is a predicted model, not a curated record. Bases 573 to 5486 code for a protein of 1637 amino acids. Gene Ontology annotation, cellular component: nucleus; cytoplasm. Gene Ontology annotation, molecular function: microtubule binding.